Messenger RNA from Pteronotus mesoamericanus, 846 nucleotides. It is a transcript of the gene LUZP4, whose product is annotated as leucine zipper protein 4. The record is from RefSeq and is a predicted model, not a curated record. NCBI's taxonomy places the organism in Eukaryota, Metazoa, Chordata, Mammalia, Chiroptera, Mormoopidae.
AUGGGUGCAGCAGCUGAGAGAUCCAGCGACCUCUGGCAGAAGCUGGCAGAAAAUGACAUUAUAAUCCUUAGAAAGAUAGAAUAUCCAAACUUUGAAGAAGAUAAGAAUGAGACACAGAAUGAGGGAGAAAAGAACUCAGUUUCUAUACAGCAAUCAAAUGCUGGUGAGCAUCGGCAGAAGAGAGUAUCCUCAAUAUCCAGGAACAACAUUAAGGAAAGAAAUGAUAAAAAACCACACCAAAGACCUUCUGGAUCCAAGUCUCAACAAAGUCCUUUAAACAAGAAGUCUUUAACUAAGAAGAAGAAGUGCAGUGAUCAUCCUAAGGCCCAAGCAGAGAAGAAGCGAAGCCAAUCCAAAGAGAACCAGCGUCAAUCAAAAGUACCUCAAGGCCAAUUGGAAGAAAAUCGACACUAUUCAGAGAGAUCUAGAGGCCGUUUAGAGAAAUCUCGCCGUCAACGAAAGAAACCUCGAGGUCAAUCAGAGGGAUCUCGUAGCUCCCCAAAAAGAUCUCAUGGCCAUCCAGAGAGAUGUCGUGGCCACUCUAAGAGAUCCCGUGGCCGCUCUGAGAGAUCCCGUGGCCACUCUGAGAGAUCCCGUGGCCACUCUGAGAGAUCUCAUGGCCACUCUGAGAGAUCCCGUGGCACUCUGAGAGAUCUCAUGGCCACUCAGAGAGAUCUCGUGCCCAAUCAGGGAGAUCUCGUGACCAACCAAGGAGAUCUCCUGAGCAGUCAGGGAGAUCUCCUGACCAAUCAGGGAGAUACCGAAGAUACUUACCAGAAGGAAGAUUUAAAACUUCACCCAAAAUUGAGUAUGAAUUUGACAGGUAAAAACAUAAUGACUUCUUAA